Molecule: messenger RNA, 667 nt
Organism: Benincasa hispida (wax gourd)
Lineage: Eukaryota; Viridiplantae; Streptophyta; Magnoliopsida; Cucurbitales; Cucurbitaceae
Source: RefSeq, a predicted model, not a curated record
AAGAAGCCAAAAAAUACCACAUAUUCACGCUUUACCAUUUCAUUAGGGACGACGAAGACGAAGGUGUAAGGAAUUAGUGUGGAAUGGAGAAACAUAGCGAGAAUGGUAAACGUGAAGAAAUGGAGAAGCUUUGUCGAAGAUGUAAUCGUUCCUAUCUUCCAUCCUCCAAUUCAUCCUCUUCAUGCCGUUUCCAUCCUUCUUUUUUCGUCUGUCGUCGUCACGACGACCAAAAGAGGUACUAUGAAUUGGGACCCGAUGACCCGCCGUAUGCUGCCAAAUUCUACGACUGUUGUGGGGCUGAGGACGUUGAGGCGUCAGGCUGCACCACCAGCUUCCAUGUUUCUUAUGAUGAAUGAUCAUGACAAUAAUAUCUAAAGCUCUUUUUCACUCAGAUGGUGUAAAGUAUGUUCUGAAUCUGGGACAGAGAAGAUUAUGUCCAUUUCUCUUGGGACAUAAGAGAGAGAUUAGAGAGAGAAAGUAAAAACAAAUGAGUGGUUAGGGAUUCACAUGUAGGAUUGAACAUUAUUGAAAUGAACUGCUGAAAGAUAUGGUGGUUACAGACUACAGAGUGUUUUGUAUUUGAUUUUGAGUUUAUUUCUUCAAAUGUUCCUGGAAAGAGAGAGAGAAAGAGAAAGUUUUUAAUAAAGUAUGCAGUGUUUGGCUGACA